This is a messenger RNA of Staurois parvus, 582 nucleotides long. NCBI's taxonomy places the organism in Eukaryota, Metazoa, Chordata, Amphibia, Anura, Ranidae. The record is from the annotation of a GenBank genome assembly.
CCGGACCCUGCAUUCACUAUAUCUGAUCUCCCCAGACCCUGCAUUCACUAUAUCUGCUCUCCACGGACCCUGCAUUCACUAUAUCUGCUCUCCACGGACCCUGCAUUCACUAUAUCUGCUCUCCCCAGGACCCUGCAUUCACUAUAUCUGAUCUCCCCAGACCCUGCAUUCACUAUAUCUGCUCUCCCCGGACCCUGCAUUCACUAUAUCUGCUCUCCCGGACCCUGCACUCACUAUAUCCGUUCCCCCCGGACCCUGCACUCACUUCACUAUAUCCGUUCCCCCCGGACCCUGCACUCACUAUAUCCGUUCCCCCCGGACCCUGCACUCACUAUAUCUGUUCCCCCCGGACCCUGCACUCACUAUAUCCCCCCCCGGACCCUGCACUCACUAUAUCCGUUCCCCCCGGACCCUGCACUCACUAUAUCCGUUCCCCCCGGACCCUGCACUCACUAUAUCCGUUCCCCCCGGACCCUGCACUCACUAUAUCCGGUCCCCCCGGACCCUGCACUCACUAUAUCAGGUCUCCCACAGUACACACAACAUGGAAAUGCAAUUAUUUUAGUAAAUAUAAACUGCUAA